Molecule: messenger RNA, 1810 nt
Organism: Dioscorea cayenensis subsp. rotundata (Guinea yam)
Lineage: Eukaryota; Viridiplantae; Streptophyta; Magnoliopsida; Dioscoreales; Dioscoreaceae
Product: probable bifunctional riboflavin biosynthesis protein RIBA 1, chloroplastic
Exons: 7
Coding region: 79-1755 (558 amino acids)
Biological process (GO): riboflavin biosynthetic process
Cellular component (GO): chloroplast
Molecular function (GO): GTP cyclohydrolase II activity; 3,4-dihydroxy-2-butanone-4-phosphate synthase activity
Source: RefSeq, a predicted model, not a curated record
UUCUCUUUUUCUCUUGUCCACCAAACGAAAUCCUUUAUUGGCCUCCGUCUCCUCACCAGCUCCGCAGAGACCUCUACCAUGGCUCCUCCGGCCACUGCCUCGUUGGUUUUCGGCAUUCUUUGCCCACCGGGACAAAAUGACUUGAAAGUUAAGGGGUUGCGGUUUAUCAAUCCAUAUGCAGAGAGAAGUAACACAAUGGGUUUGCCAUUCAAUAGUCACCGAAGAUCUUCUUCUUUGAAUCUGAAAGGAUAUCAUGGCUUUAGGGCUGUGUUAAGAGCUGGGAAUGACAAUGAUGUGUCUUUUCCUAGUGAUGGUUCAUCUGUGGGGCAUAGUACAAAUGAUGAGCUGGAACGGUUAACUACCAAUGCCUCACUUCAAACAGAAUCUGUGGUGCUUGGAACAAUUGCUGCAGAUAUGGCACCCGCAAGUGAUGGAUUUUUUCCUGAUGAUGAUGAACGUGAUUUGGAUCUGCCAACGGCAGGUUUCUCUUCCAUACAAGAGGCCAUUGAAGACAUCCGGCAAGGCAAGUUUGUGAUUGUUGUAGAUGAUGAAGACAGAGAAAAUGAGGGAGAUCUUAUUAUGGCUGCGUCUUUGGUCACACCGGAUGCUAUGGCUUUCAUUGUCAGAUAUGGGACUGGAAUUGUUUGUGUGAGCAUGAAAGAAGAAGACCUUGAUAGGUUACAACUUCCUUUGAUGGUCACACAUAAAGAAAAUGAGGAGAAAUUGCGCACUGCAUUCACAAUCUCAGUGGACGCUAAAGAGGGCACGACUACCGGAGUAUCCGCUAAAGAUAGGGCAAAGACAGUUUUGGCACUGGCAUCUCCCGACUCAAAACCUGAGGACUUCAACCGGCCUGGUCAUAUCUUUCCAUUGAAGUACAGAGUAGGUGGAGUCUUGAAAAGAGCAGGGCAUACAGAAGCCUCCGUUGACCUUGCCAUCCUCUCCGGAUUACCUCCUGUGGCAAUCCUCUGUGAAAUAGUGGAUGAUGAUGAUGGGUCCAUGGCUCGUUUACCUAAGCUCCGUGAAUUCGCAAAAAAGGAGAAUUUGAAAAUCGUUUCAAUAGCAGACUUAAUUAGAUAUAGGAGAAAGAGAGACAAGUUGGUAGAGCGCGCCUCAGUUGCAAAUUUACCCUUAAAGUUUGGUGAUUUUCAGGCAUAUUGCUACCGGUCAUUGCUUGAUGGAAUGGAACAUAUUGCCAUGGUUAAAGGGGAUAUUGCGGACGGGCAAGAUAUCCUAGUUAGAGUGCAUUCUGAGUGUCUCACAGGAGACAUAUUUGGUUCAGCAAGGUGUGAUUGUGGUAAUCAAUUAUCAUUAGCCAUGGAACAAAUUGUAAAAGCCGGCAGGGGAGUGUUAGUAUACCUCCGUGGACAUGAGGGAAGAGGUAUUGGCUUGGGUCACAAGCUCCGUGCUUACAAUUUACAAGAUAAGGGGCGUGAUACUGUUGAGGCAAAUGAAGAACUAGGACUUCCCGUGGAUUCACGGGAGUAUGGAAUUGGAGCCCAGAUACUUCAAGAUCUUGGUGUUCGAACGAUGAAGUUGAUGACUAACAACCCGGCAAAGUAUAUCGGGCUUAAAGGUUAUGGUCUCAGUGUUGUCGGAAGGGUUCCCUUAUUGACCCCAAUAACAAAGGAGAACAAGAGAUACCUGGAGACUAAGAGACUGAAGAUGGGGCACAUCUAUAAUUCUGAAUUCAAUGGACGGUUGACUAGUCCGGCCGAAAAAACCAGCUCCGAUGACCCUAACCAAGCCUCAUGAAUGUCACUUAAUCCUGUUUUACCAUAAAAGAAAAUAAUCGACGAUCCUUGAGACU